AUGACUUCGUUGGCGCCGGAAGUUUGCCGUCAGAAGCAGGAAGUCGGAGGUGGCGAGGCCGCGGACAUUUCGAGGCCCACUCGAGAUGGUACUCCUGAUGAUGACGCGUCCCUCCAUCUCACAGAUGAAGAUAGCGCUACGAAGACUGGCAGGUCCUCGGCGAGUAUCCCAGAAUCGUCAUACACCUCGUCGACUAAAUCAGGCUCUUCGACCUCGAGCAUCGAGUCGGCUGCUAGGAGGAUUCUGGAGUCAAUUGAUGGAGAGGAUGCUGAUCGUCAGGGGCUGCAGAAAACACCUAUGCGUUACGCCAGAGCUUUGGAGUUUCUCACUAAAGGGUACUCCGAAUCUCUUGAGGAAAUCGUUAAUGACGCUGUUUUCGACGUCGAGCCCUCAGACAACGAUGAGAUGGUCAUGGUCCGAGACAUUGACAUGUUUUCCCUCUGCGAGCACCAUCUUCUGCCUUUCUAUGGAACGGUAGACAUCGGAUACAUUCCUCGUGGCAAAGUCCUCGGACUUAGUAAAUUAGCUCGAAUAACGGAGAUGUUUUCCAGGCGACUACAGGUCCAAGAAAGGAUGACACAGCAGAUAGCCCGAGCCGUGGAGGAGGCUAUCAACCCUAUGGGUGUAGCAGUGGUCAUCAGAGCAUCCCAUAUGUGUAUGAGUAUGAGAGGAAUACAGAAGACUUCUGCCUCUACCACGACAAGCUGUGUACUAGGAGCAUUCAGAUCCAACCCCAAGACUCGUGCGGAGUUCUUCAGCCUCAUAAGCCACAAGCAGUAGUGUCGGCUCCUAGGGGAAAGGCCUUCAAUUCUACCACUCAAA
Messenger RNA from Perkinsus marinus ATCC 50983, 822 nucleotides. RefSeq names its product GTP cyclohydrolase I, putative. Gene Ontology annotation, molecular function: zinc ion binding; GTP cyclohydrolase I activity; GTP binding. The transcript is spliced from 8 exons. The coding region runs from base 1 to 780 and encodes 259 amino acids. Gene Ontology annotation, cellular component: cytoplasm. The record is from RefSeq and is a predicted model, not a curated record. NCBI's taxonomy places the organism in Eukaryota, Perkinsozoa, Perkinsida, Perkinsidae. Gene Ontology annotation, biological process: tetrahydrobiopterin biosynthetic process; tetrahydrofolate biosynthetic process.